Messenger RNA from Geodia barretti, 405 nucleotides. The record is from the annotation of a GenBank genome assembly. NCBI's taxonomy places the organism in Eukaryota, Metazoa, Porifera, Demospongiae, Tetractinellida, Geodiidae.
AUGGAAACAAGCCCGAAGGUAAAGAAAGCAUACUAUGUUAAAUUUGAAACACCUCAGGAUCUUGUCAGCCCGAUACUGGAAGCCAUCAGGGUUGCAGCAACCAGCGGCAAGGUAAAGAAGGGCACAAACGAGGCCACAAAGGCGAUAGAGAGGAACCAGAGCAAGCUCCUAGUCAUUGCCGAAGAUGUGCAGCCGCCCGAGGUAGUGGCGCAUCUCCCAUUGCUCUGCGAGGAGCAGCACGCGGCAUACGCCUUUGUUCCAAGCAAGCACGAUCUCGGCAAGGCGCUGGGAAUCGAUAUCACUGCGGCAGCAGCUGCCAUUUUGGACUCCGGUGAUGCCCAGCACAUAGUUGACCAGGUAAUUGCAUCCAUUGAGAAGAUAAAAGGUGGCAAGACUGAUCAAUGA